GCACUGAAAUAUGUCACAACGGGUGAGCUGCCCAAGGGGAAUCUGCAGGCAUUUAUCCACGAUAUCCGGCUAUGUGAUAAAGCACGAGUGGACGCAUCGGUAAAGCUGAAGUUCCGGGACAUCCGCGGAAGAUGCUGUGUAGUAACGAGACGUAUGAUGCAAUUCAAAGGCGCCAAGGGGAAGCUGAGCAAUAAAUCUGAGGAGAGUACGAUUGCUAUUGAGAAUGAGCAUGGCGAAUGGAAAAGCUUGUCGUCAAAAGUGAUCGACUGCAAAAAAGAAAUAUUGAAUCUUCUCGGUUUACCUGCUGCGAUAUUGGACUAUGUUGUGUUCUGUCAUCAGGAGGAAUCAUCUUGGCCACUUGAUGAGCCAAAAAAAUUAAAGGAACGCUUUGACGAAAUUUUCCAAGUGACGGGAUAUGUGAAGGCAAUCGAUGUCCUGAAGAAAGAGCUGAAAGAAAAUCAGCAGGAAUUGAAAAUUAUUGACAACAAACUACCAUUUCUGGUCAGACAGUUUGAGGAAAAAGGCAAGCUACACAGCGAAUACAGUGGUUUGAAAGAUGAAGUACUGAAGACUGAAGAAGAAGUUACGCGAAGCCAAAAUGUGCUCAAAGAGUUGACUGUAGAAAAAGAAAAGAAAGUUGCAGAGCUGGAACAGGCCGAAACGUUGCAAAAAAAACACGAUAUGAUUGAAGCGGAGCGGCAAAUAUUUCUUGAUCAGAUCAAGUGCUGCUCAUUGCCGGUUUAUGCUGGUGGUAUUGAAGAACUGAAACGUGAAAUUGAUCAGGUGCAUGAACACGAUGAUCUGGUACAGCAACUCAGCCGUCUGAUCAAUAAAUACAGGCAGGAUGUGGAUAAUUUCAAUGUACACUAA
This is a messenger RNA of Gongylonema pulchrum, 870 nucleotides long. The record is from the annotation of a GenBank genome assembly. NCBI's taxonomy places the organism in Eukaryota, Metazoa, Nematoda, Chromadorea, Rhabditida, Gongylonematidae.